Messenger RNA from Coccomyxa subellipsoidea C-169, 3068 nucleotides. RefSeq lists its product as hypothetical. The transcript has 20 exons. NCBI's taxonomy places the organism in Eukaryota, Viridiplantae, Chlorophyta, Trebouxiophyceae, Coccomyxaceae. The record is from RefSeq and is a predicted model, not a curated record. Bases 1 to 2739 code for a protein of 912 amino acids. Gene Ontology annotation, cellular component: chromatin; nucleus. Gene Ontology annotation, molecular function: methyltransferase activity. Gene Ontology annotation, biological process: DNA repair; mitotic sister chromatid cohesion.
AUGAAGGUGGCAUCCCUCUUCACGGGAGCCGGGGGUUUGGACAUUGGCCUGGAGCAGAAUACUGGCCUUGUCCGGCAUGUCUUCCGGCUGCUCGAGGCGGCUCUGAAGGAGAACAGGGGCGUUCCGUGGGUGCUGCUCGAGAAUGUGGAGGGCCUUCUGGACCGGAUCAAUGGGCAGCCGCCUGUGAUCGAGUAUAUCGUAGAGCAGUUUGAGCGCCUUGGCUAUGCCAGCUGGGCGCAUCGCAUCAUCAACACAGCAAGUUUUGGCGCGCCGCACCGCCGCAAGCGGGUCUUUGUGCUGGCAUCUCUACAUGGAGACGCCCGCGAUGUGUUGCUCAGCCAGGGCGUCGUGUGCAAGGGCGCCUGCCUCCAGCUCUUCAGUGGGAAGCCUUGCUACCUGUGCCACCAGGUGCAUGGCCCCGACGGCCCCGCCGACGCCCCGGACUGCACCUACGCUCUGGACCUCGCCAAUGCCCAGAGUGGGCCGGGCGUGGAUGUCGUGCCGACCUUCAAGACGGGAAAUGGGCGAAUCUGCCUCCUGCUCAAGACUGGCCAGCUGGGAGCCCUGCGCACAGAGGACGCCGAGAGGCUGCAGGGCUUUGACGAGGGGUACACGCUGCCCUGCUUCCCCGUACGCCCCCCGGGCGUUGCCCUCCAUGGGAACCCGACCCUCAAGGAGACAGAGGUGGAGCGCCGAGAGUCGCACCGUUGGGCCCUGCUGGGCAACGCGGUGUCCGUUCCAGUCGCGGCGUGGCUGGGAGAUCGGCUUGCCAACCCCCACCGCCACAAGUAUCACUUGGGGGCGAAAGACCGCAAGAUCAUGGCACCACAGACCGCCGCUCCUCUAGGAGUCCAGCGGAAGCGCCGCGCAGCCCAAUUCGAGUGGGAGAUAGAUGACACUGACAUCUACGUGCCUGCCGAGGACCUGUACGAGAUGGAUGCUCAGCAGGAGGAUUCAGGCAAGGAGGGGGGAGUGGGGGGACCGGGGUCUGCUCUGCCUGAGGCAGGCCCUGAAAAGGCGGAUUCAGCGCCACCAGGGCGCAUGGAGAAGGUUGCAGUCAUGGAGGUUGAGGACAGGGCGCCUGAGGAAGAGAAGACAUCCAAGAAGGCGCAGGUGACGGCAGCGGGCCCCUCCGCCCUUCACAUGGACGCCAAGACUGCCUGGCCGCGCGCCGCCUGGUACAUCCGCGGGCUGGGCCGGUUUGCCGCCGAGGGCGUCGGCGAGGCACCCAUCCUGACGCCGCUCACUCUCCUGGGCGACUUCAUCACCAGCGUGGGCAAGGCGCCGGAGAAGGAGGCCCUCACAACCUACUUCGCCCGCCUGCGUGAACAGGGCUUUAAUAUGGAAGAAGUCGUCAAACGAGCGCAGCAGUGCGGUGCUGCACUCAAUCAGGAGGCGGUGCGCAUCACUCGCUUGCCAGGGUACACGCCGGACGCAGCCACACUCGGCGUGCUGGUGUGGGCGCGCACCCCGGCCGGUGUUUGGUGGCCAGGCGAGGCGCUGGACCCCUUCCACAUGCCGCCCACCCGCACCAUCCCCCCUCUGGCAAGUGCAGCACUCACCAGCGCGGAGUACCGGGCGAGCAUAUACAAGCCCUCCGGCCAGCCGCCGCCGCCGCCAAUGCGCAUCGGGAGCGCCAUCGUGGAGAAUGCGGCUGUGAAGCUGGAGCCUGCAGAACCUGGCCUGACGGCCGUUGGAUUCGGAUCCGAGCCGCCGCGCUUGCCUGCCUUGCGCGACACAACUCUGCCUGGCAAGCGCAAGGCGCGGGCUGAGAUCCAAUUGCAAAUUGCUCUGUGUGUUUUGGUGGUGCUGUUUGGGGAGCGGAGCUGCAUGUGGGUGUCGCCCGCGCAGCUGCUGCCCUUCCAGCGCCACAUUCUGGAGAAGGUGGGCGAGGGCAACGAGUUGAUUGCUGCCAAAAAGAUGGCGCGCGCUGGCCUCUUCAAUCGAGCCGUGGAGGAGGCCAAGGGGCUGGCAGGGGUGAUCGCGGCAGCGGCCAAAGGGGACGAGGCUCCAGAAAAGGGCCCGCAUGAGGCGGCACUGGCGGCUCUGGCGGCGACGCGCGCGGCUGCGGCAAAUCUGCGCGUGCGCUGCGGCCGCUGCGAGGCGUGCACGGCAACACAAGGGUCCGCGCGCCGCUGCCUGGUCAACCGCGCCGCAGCCGCCGCAGCUGCCGGCCACUCCGGCGCCCAGAUCGCCAUCUUUGGAGAGGCCGCAAUGGGGGCGCGCGUGUCCGUCUGGUGGCCACUGGACGAGGCAUUCUACACUGGAUACAUAACUGCAUUUGACCCCUUGAGGCAGCGCCACACUGUGUCCUAUGAUGACGGCGAUGUGGAGAUAGUAGCGCUGUGGGCGCCGAAUCAGCUUGUACGCGCGGAGACUGACCCCUCCUCCUGGCCAGAACAGGCGCAGCGCAUCGACAACGAUUGCAAGCUGCACAAGGCGACCUAUAUGAAAGAGAAAAGGGCCAGUCGAGCAACCGCCUCGCCCGCACCCAGCCUGCCGGCACAGCCUCUGAAUGAAUUUGAGCGGCAGCGUGCCGACAAUAUCGCGCGCAACAAGAGCAUGCUGGCCGAGCUGGGCCUCUCCCGGGCCAAAAACUCCGCCGCUGCCCCUGGCUCUCCUGCCAGCCAGGGAAACACGGCCACUGCGGUGAAGGCUGCAGCUGCAUCUCUGGGUGGAGGCAGCAAGCGUGUAGGUACCAGUGGCGAAUCUGGCUGCGCGUCUCCCAAGCUCGACUAGGAAUACGGGUGGGCCUGCACACCGGUAACAUCUUCCGUUGCCACUGAAAGCUUGAGCAGCAGACGAAAUCGGCGGUUUCUAGAAAAGCUACGGGAUUACAUAACAUUUGGGCAUACCAUUGCAUCAUCCCGCAGAGGAUGCAGUGCAUGGCCUCUGACACUGCCACAGUGGCGGCCACUCGAGUGCAAUACAAUCAAGGGCUGGUAGCUUCCCGACGAGAGAAACCUCCUCACAAUGCGCGUGGGGGCAAUUGUGACUUGUAGGAAGCUAUACGAGUGACACAAGACUGUGAGUAAAUAGCCCACCCUGGUGUUAUAAUUACAGGCAGC